Messenger RNA from Dromaius novaehollandiae (emu), 1550 nucleotides. RefSeq names its product fibroblast growth factor 23 (gene FGF23). The coding region runs from base 1 to 765 and encodes 254 amino acids. Gene Ontology annotation, cellular component: cytoplasm. The transcript has 3 exons. Gene Ontology annotation, molecular function: type 1 fibroblast growth factor receptor binding; growth factor activity. The record is from RefSeq and is a predicted model, not a curated record. Lineage: Eukaryota; Metazoa; Chordata; Aves; Casuariiformes; Dromaiidae. Gene Ontology annotation, biological process: fibroblast growth factor receptor signaling pathway; positive regulation of protein phosphorylation; regulation of cell migration.
AUGCCACAAGCUUGUCCCUAUAGCUACCGGGGGUACAUGCUGCUGGUGCUCUGCAGCCUGAAGGCUACCACUGCCUUUCUCAACUCCUCUCCGCUGCUGAAUCCCAGCUGGGGGAGCACCGAUCACCUGAUGCACUUGUACACAGCUACGGAGAGGAACAGCUUCCACCUCCAAAUCAACUCUGAGGGCUAUGUUGAUGGUGCCCCACACCAAACCAUUUACAGUGCCCUAAUGAUCAAGUCCGAAGGUGCCGGCUAUGUAAUAAUCACUGGAGUGAAGAGUGGACGCUACCUAUGUAUGGACAUGAAAGGAAACAUUUUUGGAUCGCAUUACUUCAGACAAGAAGACUGUGUGUUCAAACACAGGACCCUGGAAAAUGGUUACGACGUGUACCAAUCUCCUAAACACAAUUUCCUGGUUAGCUUGGGCAGAGUUAAACAAGCUUUCUUCCCUGGUAUGAAUCCACCACCAUACUCCCAGUUCUUGUCCAGGAGAAAUGAAAUUCCUUUAUUCCAAUUCAACACACCUGAACCCCACAGAAACACCAGAAGUGCAGACAUCGAUCCAAUGGAUCCUCACCAGAUCCUGGUCCCCCAGAGAAAGGUCUCCGCAUUAGGAUCCCAGCUGCAGCUGCAGGCAGACUUUUCCCAUGUGCCCAGAGAACCUAUGAGAAUCAAUCAGAAUGACGUGGUCAACCCAGACGACCCACAUGCUAUGAUGGAUGCCAGGAGGCAUGUAAGUCCUCGCUUCUAUAUUACAAGAUAAAGGGGCCACACCACUUGCAAAUUGAAGUAAUGGGUGAAUAUGAUAGAUAAAAAGAACUGGCUUGCAUACUUCCAACUUUCAGAAUGACUAUUAGAAACCUAAAAGACAAUGGAAAAAAGCUGAAUUUCAAAUUACACCCUUAGAGAUGACAGUUCACUGAAAAAAACAAAGAGUAUGUUUUCCAAGUGAGGCUCUAUUCUACUGGAAAGAAGAAACAUCUGCAAAAAAGAAUAAUACAAACCAAACUUUUGGGGGCUUGAAUCACCUUUUGUUUGCAUCAGUGGACAGAACUCACUUGAACGAAACAUAAGAAAUGGAUGUUACAUUACUGGUGUAGCUGGAAAGAGACUUGGGCUCUGCAGCCCUCAUUCUGGCAGAAGCAGGGAAUCAUCUAAUUAGCACAAUAGUAGACAGUGCAAGCACAGCAUAAAAGAUGUCUGCUGUUAUAUUCUUAAAAAAAAUCUUUAUUGUAUAUGGUUUUAGCUGGUAGGAUUGGAGCUGUAGUCUCUUUUCACACCCAUAGAAGCCAAAAAGUGACUGCUCUGUUGUUAAAGGAGCUGCACACUGGAAAACCAGAGUAACUGGCAAGAGAACAGGGAUCAAAUGGUUUUGCAUAGAAAGAGUCAGUUCUGACUCCUUUUAAAUCCAAGCUGAGGUUUGGAAAAAAACAAGUAGAGUCCAAAUGUUCUCUCAACUCCUUCUUUAUCACACUUCUAUAUUCACUUAAUUCUAGGGUCAAAAUAUAGAAAUAUAAUGUAAAAACAUUAUUUUAAUGUAUUUCCAAC